Messenger RNA from Ambispora leptoticha, 189 nucleotides. NCBI's taxonomy places the organism in Eukaryota, Fungi, Glomeromycota, Glomeromycetes, Archaeosporales, Ambisporaceae. The record is from the annotation of a GenBank genome assembly.
AUGGAUCAGAACCAGCAACCAGCUCCCGCUGAAAUUCAUACAUCUGUCGAAAAUGCACAUAAAGCCGAGGAAUUGGCUCGCGCAGAACGUAUUCUCGAGCAGAAAAGAAUAGAACAGCAUGCACAUGAAGAAGCGCAGUUAGUGAAACAAGAGUUGGAAAAUAAAGGCGAAAAAACGAAAAAGCAAUGA